GUUCAGUCGGCAAUCAACAUUUCGAAGAAGUUGUAAGAUAGUGCGAUAAUGUUGUAAAAUCAUUUGAUAUUUGUUCAGCGCGCAGUGUCGAACAUAUUUUUCAUAAAAACUACAUUAAAUAGUUUCAAAAACACAUCAAAAUGCGCGAAAUAGUUCACGUACAAGCUGGACAAUGUGGAAAUCAAAUCGGAUCCAAGUUCUGGGAGAUAAUAUCAGACGAACAUGGAGUGGACCCGAAUGGUAUCUACAAGGGCGAGAGCGACCUACAGCUCGAACGCAUCAAGGUGUACUACAAUGAAGCGUCUACAGGCAAAUAUGUGCCUCGUGCAGUGUUGGUGGAUUUGGAGCCUGGCACAAUGGACUCCGUGAGGUCUGGCCCUUACGGUCAGCUGUUCAGACCAGACAACUUCGUGUUUGGCCAAAGCGGUGCCGGUAACAACUGGGCCAAGGGUCAUUAUACAGAGGGCGCUGAGUUAGUCGAUGCUGUCAUGGAUGUCAUUCGCAAAGAGGCCGAAGGCUGUGAUUGUUUACAAGGAUUCCAGCUGACCCACUCCUUGGGUGGAGGCACAGGAUCUGGCAUGGGUACUCUGUUACUCAGUAAGAUCCGCGAAGAGUUCCCUGAUAGGAUCAUGAACACCUUCAGCGUUGUACCAUCCCCUAAGGUAAGCGAGGUAGUCCUAGAACCCUACAACGCGACGCUCUCAGUGCACCAGCUGGUAGAAAACACAGACAUGUCAUUCUGUAUCGACAACGAAGCUCUCUACAACAUCUGCUUCAGAACUCUACGACUUGCCAGCCCUAGCUACGGGGAUUUGAAUCAUUUGAUUUCGCUCACAAUGUCAGGAGUGACAACUUGUCUCCGUUUCCCCGGACAAUUGAACGCCGACUUAAGAAAACUGGCCGUCAAUAUGGUACCAUUCCCUAGGCUGCAUUUCUUCAUGCCUGGUUUUGCUCCUCUCACAGCUAGGAAUUCGUUCAACUUCCGUGCACAGACUGUUCCUGAACUGAUGAGUCAGAUGUUCAACUCCUCGAACAUGAUGACGGCGACCGACCCGCGCCACGGCCGAUACCUCACUGUAGCUACUAUAUUCAGAGGCAGAAUGUCCAUGAAGGAAGUUGACGAACAGAUAUUGUCUAUACAGAACAAGAAUUCUAGCUACUUCGUAGAAUGGAUCCCCAACAACUUGAAGGUCGCUGUGUGUGACAUUCCCCCUCGAGGACUGAAGAUGUCUGCCACGUUCAUGGGCAACAGUACUGCUAUACAGGAGAUCUUCAAACGCAUCUCUGAGCAAUUCACUGCCAUGUUCCGACGAAAGGCUUUCCUCCACUGGUACACAGGCGAGGGUAUGGAUGAGAUGGAGUUCACUGAGGCAGCUAGCAACAUGGCGGAUCUUAUCUCUGAGUAUCAGCAGUACCAGGAGGCUAAUGUUGAUGACGAAGAUAUCUUCGACGAAGAAGAGGAACAACAAGAGGAAUAUCAAGCUGAACCGAGAGAAGUCAGCAACACAAUGGCCAUGAUAUAAGAUCCAACGUAGUUGUAACUCCUCUAGUAUUCCGUGAGCGACGCUGAUUGCUUACCAUCAGGUGAUCCGUUCUGCUCGUUAGCAGGUUUAUACCGUUAUAACAUUUGUGUCUGCUUUUCUAUUAAGUAAUAGCCUGGAUACAUUCCCUAUACAAAGUUAAACUUUAGCUGUUUUCGCCAACCCUAUACAUCUCUUAACUAAGAGUUACUUAGCGUGUUUAGGUAAUAACCACUACUUAGAUGUUGUGGAAACCAAAAGUCGUUAAGUGUAUUUUGACUUAACGGUUCCUUGAAAUGUUAGAGAGGUUGGUGGAAACGGUAAUAGUACCAGAUUUAAAUACAAUGAAAGAGUAAUUUUUUACAUUUAUUGUUAUUAAAUAUUCCUAUUUUUUUGAAGAUAUAUAAUUUGAAAUCAAGUCUUUUCAUUACUUACUCCUUUUUUAUUUAUUAUUUUGAUUUCGUUUUGGUUAUUUACAGUUUAAAUAAAGAUUUUUUGUACUUUAAGAUUAAUUUUUAGAGUUUUUAAUUAUUAAAGCAUUUAAUUAUUUAGAUAAACCGUCUAAAGUGUAUUGACGUCAAAAGUGUGACGUUAUGUUUUGUACGUGUGUCUAGAUUCAAUCAAUUCUUUCCUAAUCUUUGUAACUAAGAAAAUAAUCACGAAAGUAAUUUAACGUAUCAAAUCGUCAAUUAUGUAUGGUUAAAAUUAAUUAGAAGCGCUAUUUUUGCCAAAGUUGUAGCCAAAUAACUGUUUUAUUGGAUUAGCAACGGUUGUUUUAGAGGCAGUUAAUUUUCGAAGCUGCUAUUUUAUAAUUUAAAUAAAUAGAAGUGUCAUUCUUUAAAUUGGGUAUUUUCCAUAAUAAAAACAAUUAAAUAUUGAAGAAAAGUUUUUAUUACUUAGUUUGACUACAUAAUAAUUUAUUUUCAUAUUACUAGCAUAUUUUUCAAAUGAGUUUAUUUAAUAUAAAACGACGAUUAUCAAUCACAAUUUCGCAAAGGAAACGUUGGAAAAUACCCUAUUACAAGUUUUUAUGCAGUGUGACUUUGAUAUAACUAAAUACUUGGGAGUAUUUUCGGGGGAUAAAAUAGAACCAAUUAUUCCACACUAUCAUCUGUCUCUGCGCCAAAUAUCAUCUAGAUCCGUUUAGUAAUGUGAAAGCUUAACAAACAUACAUUCAAAUGAAUCCACAAUUAUACUUAGUAUUAUAAAUGUGAGUGUUUUUUUUGUAUGUCUUUCACGUCGCAACGGAGCAUUUUUAUGAUGUAAUUUUUGUGUCUAGAGAUAGAAUACUGGAGAGUAUAAUAUAGCUUCCUUUUAUCCUUUGAACUCGCGGGAAAAACUUAC
Molecule: messenger RNA, 2864 nt
Organism: Spodoptera litura
Lineage: Eukaryota; Metazoa; Arthropoda; Insecta; Lepidoptera; Noctuidae
Product: tubulin beta-1 chain
Biological process (GO): microtubule-based process
Cellular component (GO): microtubule
Molecular function (GO): GTPase activity; structural constituent of cytoskeleton; GTP binding
Source: RefSeq, a predicted model, not a curated record